Molecule: messenger RNA, 1271 nt
Organism: Symphalangus syndactylus (siamang)
Lineage: Eukaryota; Metazoa; Chordata; Mammalia; Primates; Hylobatidae
Gene: SPMIP2
Product: sperm microtubule inner protein 2
Source: RefSeq, a predicted model, not a curated record
AAAGAGUCGUUAGCAACCACCUGGUUCAGGUCACAAGCAGGGAGAGGAAGGACUGCAGAGUCCUUCGUUCUUUCUGGUGCAGCUUAACUGAUUUGAAGAAGCCGAAGAAGAAAAUCCAGUAGCACAGUUAAGACUUUAGCCAUGGCAUCUCUAUCACACCAAAAGCCAACAUCUACUACUCUGGGAAAACAAAUGAUUUUUACAGGUCCAGACUACAUAAAGGAUUAUUUACCCAAAAUUCAUCAGCACACCUCAUAUGUAGGAGAACAGCAUCCGGCGUUAGAAAAAACUGGAGAUCUCAGAUAUUUAUGGAGGCCUGCCUCAAAUAGAAGCUUGCCAGCAAAAUAUAAACACGAGUAUGUUGGUGAAAUUGGUUGGGGAGUACCACAGUUUAAUUUUAUCAACAAAUCAAGACUGGAGAGUGGCUUUCAUAUCAAGUAUGAAGAACUAAGUCAAGCUUCUCUUGAUUCAAUAACCCACAGAUAUCAAAACCCAUGGCAACCAAAACCUCAUGUCCUGGAUAUGCAAGGAAAACAGAGUCGCGCUUCUUUUGCCUGGCAUAUGAGUGCUUUCGAGGACACUGAUCAGAGAAAUUCCAAAUGGGCUAUUCUUGUUAGGCAGAGUAAGUCAUCAUUGCCAAGAGCUUCCAAACCAUCUAAGCUGCCGAAGCUACCAAAAAAGGAAAAGAAAAGGAAACAUUAGCCUCUAAAUCAGCAUAACUCAACCUGCUUUUAGAAGGAGAAACUGCCUACUACUGUAGAACGAAAAAUAAGAUCAUAAUAAUCCAUAAGUGCUUCUCAUAUUGCCCCAGGACAGAUGUCUUGCAAGAGUACGCUUCAGCUUAAAGCCCAAAUAAAGAGUUUGGAAAAAAGGUGUUGUCAGUCUUUGCAACCAUUAAUAUUGUUUCAUGAAACUAAUUGUUAUUGACUAUCAUACUAAUAGUAGCUGUUUACUGAGUGCUUAUAACAUCUAACACUAUUCCAAGUGCUUUACAUUCAUUCUCUAAUAUAAUUUCAUAACCAUAGGAGAUAGGUUCUAUUAUUUCCCCAGCUUUGCAGAUAAGGAAAUUAAAGCUUUGAAAGAUUACAUGGUUAGGAAGUAGCAGAACUUGGAUUUGACCCCGGGUUAUGGGACUCUAAAGCUAACAUAUAUGGCUUUUAAAGUAUUUUAUAAUAUUGGCAUGGUGCUUUAGCAGUAAAAAGCAGUUAUAUCCCUAAUUUUCAGAAGAGCCUCACAGCACCCUUGUUGAACAGGUACUAUCUUCCUUUUAC